AUGCGCGGCGUGCAAAUCUUCUCGGGCACGUCGCAUCCAGGCCUCGCAGAUACCAUCUGUGAGCGCCUGGGUACUUCCCCCGCCAAAGCCGAUCUGGGAAAGUUUGCCAACGGCGAGACCAGCGUCAAUAUCAACACCUCCGUCCGAAAUCAGGAUGUGUAUAUCGUUCAGAGUGGCAGUAGCAAGAUCAAUGACAGCGUCAUGGAGCUUCUCAUCAUGAUCUCCGCUUGCAAGGGUGGUUCCGCAAAGUCUAUCACUGCGGUCAUGCCAUACUUUCCUUAUUCCCGUCAAUCUAAGAAGAAGAGCCACCGCGGUGCCAUCACCGCCCGCAUGUUGGCCAACUUGCUCUCCAUCGCCGGUGUCGACCAUGUCAUCACCAUGGACCUGCACGCAUCCCAGAUGCAAGGUUUCUUCGGAAAGCCCGUGGACAACCUCUUUGCGGAACCUUUCAUCGCCCGCUGGAUCCGCAUGAAUGUGGCCGGUUGGCGCGAUGCCGUCGUCGUCAGCAAAAACGCCGGUGGCACCAAGCGCGUCACCUCGCUGGCCGACACCCUCAAGCUCAAUUUUGGUAUUGUGACCACCGACCGCAGGCGGCCCAAGGUUCCCGUCAAUACCAUGUCGGAUAGCACCGUCUUCUUUGAUGCGGUCGAGGAUGAUCGGCUCCCCCGGGAUCAGCAACCGUUUGACCUGCAUCUGCACAGUGCACAGGCCACCCCACCGAUUCCCGAAGAGACUGACGUCUUCACUUCUCCCUCCACGCUGCUGCGCCCGGAUACACCCUCUGCGGCUCGGAGACCAUCCGAGUUAGAGGCUGCGCAUGAUUAUACCGAUGUGCGAGUGCGCGAUGUUAUCACCGGUCGCCUGGUACAGGGCCAGCUCGUCGAUGAUGAUUAUCGCCCUGGGUCAAAGUCCGAGUCCGGGGGGACCACCCCCGGCGCCACUCCUAGCGGCAACAUGGAUACCGAGGUCGUUCCAGAUGCCAUGGUUAGCUCCAUGAUCUCCAAUAGUUCCUCCUCGGCCCGCCCCGAUCACGCUCUUGGUGGCUCCUUCGAUGCCGCCGAGUCGGACGACGAGGCCAGUGUUCCCGGAUCCGACCACGAGCGAACCAUUACCUUGGUUGGCGAGGUUCGUAACCGCCCAGUCUUCAUUGUGGAUGACAUGAUCGACAAGAGCGGCUCGUGGAUCGCUGCCGCAGAGACGGUCGUGAAGCGCGGUGGUGCCAGUAAGGUCUACUGCAUUGCCACCCAUGGCCUAUUCACGGCGGAAUCGAUUGACCAGAUGGAGGCGUGUCCCUCCAUCGACCAUAUCGUCGUUACAAAUACCUUCCCGAUCUCGCCGGCGAUGGUUCGCCGGUCGAAGAAGUUGAUUGUUAUUGAUGUGUCGACCCUCCUUGCGGAGAGUAUCCGACGACACCACUAUGGUGAAAGUGUCUCGGCUCUCUUCCACCUUAACGACUGA
Molecule: messenger RNA, 1458 nt
Organism: Penicillium waksmanii
Lineage: Eukaryota; Fungi; Ascomycota; Eurotiomycetes; Eurotiales; Aspergillaceae
Product: ribose phosphate diphosphokinase subunit PRS1
Exons: 4
Coding region: 1-1458 (485 amino acids)
Biological process (GO): ribonucleoside monophosphate biosynthetic process; purine nucleotide biosynthetic process; 5-phosphoribose 1-diphosphate biosynthetic process
Cellular component (GO): ribose phosphate diphosphokinase complex; cytoplasm
Molecular function (GO): ribose phosphate diphosphokinase activity; magnesium ion binding
Source: RefSeq, a predicted model, not a curated record